AUGGGCUACAUGGAUCCAAGAGAAAGAGACAUGAGAAUGGGUGGCAGAGGAGCAAUGAACAUGGGAGAUCCCUAUGGUUCAGGAGGCAAGAAAUUUCCACCUCUAGGUGGUGGUGGUGGCAUAGGUUAUGAAGCUAAUCCUGGCGUUCCACCAGCAACCAUGAAUGGUUCCAUGAUGGGAAGUGACAUGCGUACUGAGCGCUUUGGGCAGGGAGUUGCGGGGCUUGUAGGUGGACAGGGUCCCAGAGGAAUGGGGCCUGGAACUCCAGCAGGAUAUGGUAGAGGGAGAGAAGAGUACAAAGGUCCAAACAAAAAGCCCCGAUUUUAG
This is a messenger RNA of Callithrix jacchus (white-tufted-ear marmoset), 327 nucleotides long. Lineage: Eukaryota; Metazoa; Chordata; Mammalia; Primates; Cebidae. The record is from RefSeq and is a predicted model, not a curated record.